This is a messenger RNA of Megalobrama amblycephala (Wuchang bream), 2508 nucleotides long. RefSeq names its product tumor necrosis factor receptor superfamily, member 18 (gene tnfrsf18). Gene Ontology annotation, biological process: positive regulation of cell adhesion; negative regulation of apoptotic process. Gene Ontology annotation, molecular function: tumor necrosis factor receptor activity; protein binding. The coding region runs from base 32 to 805 and encodes 257 amino acids. Gene Ontology annotation, cellular component: plasma membrane; external side of plasma membrane. The record is from RefSeq and is a predicted model, not a curated record. The transcript is spliced from 6 exons. Lineage: Eukaryota; Metazoa; Chordata; Actinopteri; Cypriniformes; Xenocyprididae.
UGAGCAAUCCUCUAUCUACCGCUCUGAUACUAUGGACACUGCUAAGCUCUGGGUUACGUUGCUCUGUGUUUGUGGCAGCUGGAUUUUGAGUCUGGCUAUAAACUGUGACUGGAUCACCGAGUAUGAAUUUGAAAAUAGAUGUUGUAAAGCCUGCCCUUCAGGUCAGUAUCCCAAAGUGCCAUGUCAAGGGAACAACAAAGGCAGUGUGUGUGAGGAAUGUUCACCAAAACUUGCUUCAGCUAUGGACAGAUGUUUCUGCAAUAAUAAUCAUUUAUGCAUGAAUGAUAAAUGUAACAUUUGUGAGCCCAGACCAAGAUGUAAACCUGGACAUCAGCUGAAUAGAUCUGGUGAAUUUGAUUACUCUUUCAUUUGUGAGCCAUGUCCAGAGAACACUUACAAUGAUGCCGAGGACAGCAUGUGUAAAUCCAUUACAAAGUGUGAAGGUGUUGGUAAGAUCUUCCCUGGAAACCAGACCCACAAUGCAAGAUGUACCCCUUCUGUUGUUCCAAACAAUUCAUCAGUUACAACUGACCCAGGCAAACAAGAAAACAAGAUCCAGUCUACUCAUUCCUUCAUGGUGGCCUGUUUAACAGUCACAGUGUUGACCUGCCUGGUUUUUAUCAUAUAUACUGCUUUUCAAAUUUUCAAAUACAAGAUGCUCAUAAAAUUAAGAAAAAAACCGUGCAGACAUGUAUUGCCCUCAGAUAGUUGCAAACUAUCCAAGGAAGAAAAGGGUGAGGAAUGUGACUUCAAGACAGAGGUAUCUGAAGAAUAUAGCAAGAGUGAUAUCUACGGCAUUCAUUGAAUGUUCUCCGCAUGUGAUGUGAAGAACAUCCAAUGAAACAGACUUUCUUCAACUGACUGGAUUGCAUUUGCAAUAUAACAUCUGUAAAAAGCUUUUGAUGAAUCAUAAUGCAGCUUUAAAGUUCAUGUUGGUGGUCUCUUUGCAUGUGGAGGCAGUAGUUUGUUAUUUUGUAUUUAUCUGCACAAAGGUCUUAUCACUUCAGUUUAAAAAAAGAUUAACAUGAGGAGAUAACAGCAAAAGGUGACGUUUGUAAAUGAAAUAUUUGCUCUCUGAAGAUGAGUUAUGCAAGAGGAUAUUUCCUGUUUAUCUUUAUCUUGUAUGUGUUAAAACCAUUAAAGGUCAGAAAGAGCACAGGACAGUUAGUGAAUUAUGCAUUUAACCUUCUGGUGUUGUUUGUGCAUUUUAGACCCGAAAAAAAGUUUUGGAAUUUAAAAAAUCGAGAAAUGUCUUUCUCCAUGAUCAGGUUUGACUAGUAAAAUGAAUGCAAAAUUUAAUAAAAUUUAAAAAAAUCUAGAAAAUCUAAACCUUGACAAAAAGUAGUCUUUGAGAAUGUCUAAAUAUAUAUUGAAAUCCACAACUUAAUAAAAAUAAGUAUUUAUGUCUAAAAACAACUAGACAUUUAUAAGGCUUUUAAUAUAGAAGCUAUGUAGGAAUCUAGUGGUUACACCAUGGCAUUACAGAGGUUUUUCUUUUUUUUACUCCCACCAGACGGCACUAAUCAGCCUUCAAAAAUUGGAUUUUAAAGGCAUAGUCUCUAUUUUAACAUGAAAUACAGCUUUAAUUGUAAAGUAAUUAAAAACAUUUUUGUAUUAUUUUCAAUGUGAAAAAUUAUCAUAAUUAUUGCAUAAAUAUUAAUUAGUACUAUGAAAUUCUUUCAAAAUACAAAAGAAAAAAGAAAAACAUAUUACUCAACAAAAGUAUAUUACAGUAUAUUACAGAUUUUACUGAAAAAAAAAGGUUUCAGGUCAAUUUUGACUGUGAACAACACAAGUGUGACCCCAAAUAAACAAUACCAGAGGGUUAAGCAACUUAUAUAGUUAAACAUUACAAUAUAUAUAUAUAUAUAUAUAUAUAUAUAUAUAUAUAUAUAUAUAUAUAUAUAUAUAUAUUUUUUUUUUUUUUUUUUUUUUUUUUUUUUUUUUUUUCAAAUUUUUUCUUUUGGGUUGUGGAAAUUAACAGAGAAAUAUGUCUUAAAUAUAGCAUCUAAUACUUCAUGUUUGUCUUAUUGUGUUGCUGUUCUUCUGAUCACAUGUGUGAACUAUGGCAAGGGUAGUUUGUUCUCUGUCUGCUUGUACAGCUAUUUCUGCUUUAAUUUAGGACAGUUGUAUCACAUCUAUUUUGACUAUAUUUGACUGUCAAGCACAUCUAUUAUUCAUUAUUCAUAUUUAUUGUCAAUAUGCACCACAUUCUACAGAUAAAAUCCAUCACUUAUCCGAUAACUUAAACAAAACUCUAGUCGUCUUGUUGUUGUAUAUUAUGUUUGAACUAUGUUUUUAAAAGAGUGGAAAUAUUUUGUCCAAUUUUCUGAUUAGCAGAAGUGUUAUUUCGCAUUUGUACUAUCAGUGGAUAUGCUAACAGAUGUAUGUAUUUUUGUGAAAAUAAGUGUUUCACCACAAUUUUGUCUAUAAUAGACUACAUCAUAUUUACAGUUAUUAAAUCGAUUUAUGUCCAUGGUCAUCAGUCAAUAAAGUUGUACCUUUGUA